ACGUCUGUUGUUUUUCGCCUACUCACUCCACCGUUUCGCAUUGCCCUAUUCUAUGCUACUCUUUCGCAUCCUCACUGUUCCGUAGCUUUUUUUUUGAGUGAAAGGAACUAUCUGACCUGAAGCGGUGCUGCUUCCCCUUAUAUGGCCACUAGACUAUUAUCAACCUCUAACCAACACUUCAUUCCGGAUUCCGAUACCUCCCCCCCCUUUCCCCCACCAAAAAAAACCCGCAAACCGAACCAAACAAGCAGAGCCACCAAACAGAAGAGCUGAACGCAAAACAUAUCAAAAGACAAGAUUCGAAUGCGUUGUUGGCUGUUUCUCUUCCUCUAGCCUAACGGUUCACGCUAAUGUAUUGGUGUGCCGAAGCGUGUGGUACAACCACAUCCACUACCUGCUGCUAUAUUAGCGGAUUGUAUUUAAUAAUAAUCAUUUCGUCUCGGAAAUAAUUAUUAUUCACAUUUAGCACAUCGCGGGAGGGGGGGGGGGGGAGGCUGGUUGGUUUUUUUUUGGUUGUUGGGAGGAAAGGAAAUGACGAACUUUUUUGUGGUUGAUACAGCGCCUACCCUGUGUUUUGGCAAUGUGGUGGGUGUAUUUCUGCGUUCGUUUGUUAAUCUGCUUAAUUUUUGCAAAGAUAGCUAAACAACAUCUAACGUCUAGACAUUGCAUUACUUUAUUUUUUUGUUUAAAAAAUAAAGAUUUUUGCGUGGUAAUGUUUAAAAUUUGUACUCUGAUGUACUCUGAUAUGAAUUCCGUAACAGUCACUUAAAGAUAUGCUUAAAUUUGUUCUUCUAUUGUUUUUCAUACGUCAUAAUAAUGUAACAAUCGGUGUACGUGGGUUGUAUAUGCCAUGUGUAAAUAAUAACACAUCACUCAACGCAGCCUGAUGCAGUGAUGCAUCCAGAACUUAGAAUAGCAUGGAGAGUGAAGUUUGCUCGAACUUUGCCAUAAGAUUUCAACAACAGUUUAUAAAAACGCAAACUUUACUCAAGCACACUAACCGGCCAUGAAAACAAUCGCUUUAACUCUUAUCGCGACGAUCAGCAGAGGUUACCGGUUGUGCAAAAAAUAGUAUUGGUUUUGCUCUUUUAGCAAAACAUAAGCAGAAAGCUUUUUUUUCAAAAUUUGUUUUCAUUCCUUCUUUAGACACAAUCAAUACUACAAUAGGGGAAAUGCGCCGUACUGCCAUUCAAUCGAUCCUGUAGUUAGCUACAGUAGUGUGGCAUAAAUCUAUUUUCGCCUGACCCACUGGUCACCUGGUGGACCUUCAAAAUACCAGGAAUAGGUCCUUGUAAAAAACAAAAAACAAAACAUCUUUGGAAGAAGCACUUUUCAAGGCCAUUUAAUUGCCAAGGUACUCUUCUUCAGGUCUAUGUCCGGAGCAGGAAAACGAGGGAUUAAAAGGAAAACAAAACAAUAAACAAUUCAAAAUUCAUUCUAGUUUUAAAUGUAUCUUACGAGUGGACAGUUUUUUAAUUCUUGUGAGUGAAGGAUGGUCAAUGUCUUUAAGAUUGUAAUAUUUGGAAUUAAAUCCCACAUCUGACAGCUCUAUGACAACGUUCCUGGCUACUCCUUUAUACUUAUUAUUAUUUGUAGUACAACUGUUGCCGGUAUUGUCUAUUUGAGUAUUAAAUCGCCAAGAAUUCCUCAGUUAUUCCGGCGUGUGAAAUGCAUUUUCCAGUCGAGAUUUAUACCCAGACUGAGUCUGAUGUAGUUUCCAUUACCAAGAGCACAUGCUACAGUGAAGUUAUCUUCAAAAUGUUUUAGGGAGUUCGCUUAGAAAACCUUGGGGACGUGUAGUUAACAAUACACUUUAUUUAUUUGAAAACUUAACUAGUAAAUUGAGUUACUGAAAAUCACUCACAAGAUGAAUCGAGAGGAGAAGUUCAAGGAAUCGCCUCCAAAUAAGAUGGCCUAAGAAUAUUCUGAUGUUCGUAUGAAAUUCUUGAUUCUUUAUGACAAAAUGAUCGUAAGACUGUUAUCAGCAAUAGGGAGAGUUUAUAAUUUAAUACACAAUCUCGACUGUGUUGAGGUGCAUCAAGUUUGAUAAUAAUCUUGGCAAUACUCUCGAGUAUAAAGGUUUUUUACUGCUAGUGUUUAUAAUCUAUUUUGCUACAUGGUGUGUUUAUUUUGUAUGUAGUAGAUGCAUUAAAGCUCAAUAUGAAGUUACGAAGAUCAGUCAAGUAAACUGUGAACUGCUAUGUAUAUCCCCAAUACGCAUUCUCCGGAUUGCUGCUGUUAGAUCGUAAAAAUUUAUAAGUGACAAAUUUAUGUUCAACACGAGUUUCGCGUGAACAGAGCGUUAAGGCAAUUCAUUUUUAUGGUAGAAAACAGUGUGGUCAGGUUAUAGUAAACACAUUUAACGAGCCUUUUUGGUAUGCUGUACGGAAGGUAAAUUCCGGCGGAAAUGUCACCACUGCACGAAGGAAUCAAAGGCUUGAUCGAGAUCGUUCCAAUAUAACGCAUUUACUAACUUGAAAUCAGCAUUAGAUCCAAUGUGGGAAAAGUAUGCGUGGCCCCACAGCUGGUGUAUGAUGUGAAGGAGAGUGAACUAGAGAUAGAGAGAGAGAGAGCACCAUAAAGAGUUUUGCGAGAAAUACUAAAGUCGAGAGCGAAAGGGAGAGAAUACGUAACUAACACUCAUAGUAAGGGAUAAGAGCAAUCUGCUUGAAUUCCCAAACGAAAUAAAGCUUCUACUUAAUAGAAGCGAUACACAACAAAAAAAAUGAUAGCUGUGUGUGUGCGUGCUCCGCAAACGUAUGUAUGUAUGAGUUACAUUGCGCGUCCAUUAAGGCAGAAACCUGCCGUCACGGUUUAUUUUGGAGAUUUGAUCGAUGGUAAUGCUCCAGAAUGUUAAAUAUUGAAUGGUGAUGUGUGGGAAGAAAACAUGCCGAACGUGGUGUAGCUGUUUUAUGUUGAACGUUAUUUAAGGUAGAGCAUGUUAAUUUUGCACGAUACCAUAAAGAAAAGCCCCCGAGUGAGCAAGACACGUACGUAGAAAACAAAACAAAAAGACAAAAAAAAACAAGGUGCGAAACAAUCUUUAGGAUAAUUGAUAGUGGUGUGUGAUGAUUGAAAGAAAUAGAACCAAAAGAUGUGGAAGUGUAGUUGCUCUGUGUGUGUGUGUGUGUUUCUGUUGUUUGCGUCAUACAUUCUCUACUAUCAACAUUAGCAACAGUAUAGCCAGCAACACGUUCGACAACAAUCAACACACUCGCAUACCGAUGGUUUUACACACGCACUCAGCAACCAAACCUCAGUUGGAGAAUGGAAAUUGCGAGAGAAGCUAAAGCGGGACAGAAAAGUGAAAUGUUUAUGAGCCCAUACUACAGAACGCGUCAACACUCCGGGUUCUCUCUCUCUCUCACUCUCACGCUCUCUCUCUUUCCUACUUUGUGUAAUUUAGAUAAUGUAGAAGUAAUAACGCGUGUGCCUCAUUCCUUCUGGCUUUUAGGGUAGAUUGCAGGUGAUGUGUUACGCCGAUAACUGAAAUGGCACGUGAUUCGACCAUGGGAAGAGACCGAGUACUAGUCGUACCGAACACCGGUAUCGCUCUCAACAGUAGCUCAUCGUCACAGAUAACAGCCCCGGCAGACAUCAGCCAGCAGAUUUUGGAGCUGCAAAAAGAGCAAGAGCUGGAGAAGCAAAAACUUUGGCAUGCGUUUCAGGAGAAGAAUAAAGAACUCGAGAUGCAGCAUCGGCAGCAGUUGGAGCACAAAUUUCAGGAAUUACGCGAUCAAAGGUUAGCGGAGGAAGCGGCCCAACAGCGGGAACGGCGAGAACGCGAAGCUAACAAGCGCAAGGAGAAACAUGAAUGUUGUGCAAAUGCAAGUUCGGAGGUGAAACAAAAAUUGCAGACCUUCUUAAUACAGAAAAAACAGGCCGCAGCUUCUAAUGGAUUAUCUUCACCAUUGCCCUACAGAAAUUGGGGUGUCGUAAAAUCAUCAUCCGGCGAAUCGCUUCCCGGCGGUGCCGUUGCAGCGGCUGUUAGUUCUCAUCCCUACAAAAUCCCACCACCGCCGAGUUCUAUCUCUAAGUACGAUCCAGAUUUUCCACUACGCAAAACAGCAUCCGAACCGAACUUGCUGAAAAUUCGUCUCAAGCAGCGCGUUAUCGAGAAGCGUUCACUGAACGGGCCACUGGCCGCCCGCCGACAGGAGCGUUUGCGCCGACUCCAGAAGCAGCAGCACAACCAGGCACUCGCGCAAACAAAUUGUGCGGCGACUGCUAGCGUCAGUACAACCGAUUCAGGGCCGAACUCUCCACCAACGGUAGGUAGCCGUGCCUCACCCACCAAUGCACCGAUACAGGAGGAGAAUGAAGAUCCACAGUACGGUUCAGUUACAUCGCGCGCGAGUAUCAACGAUCUGUCACUGUUCAGCUCACCGUCGAUGCCCAACAUUUCCCUCGGUCGGCCCCAUCUUGGUUCGUCAGCCGCCAAUGUUGCUCAUCUGACUAUCAAUGCAGCCAGACCGACGCAUCUCGGUAUCGGCAGUAUCGGCGGCCAGGGUGCAAGCGUACCAUUCGUAAAUCCGAUGCUGGAUAUAACGGAACAGCAGUGUAGCCAAAAUGUUGCAGCAGUUGCCGCGGCAGCAGCUGCGGCCGCAGCCGCCGGUGGUGUCGUGGGGUUGGAUCGUGUACAUCUUGCUGGCGGUUUGCAUACCGGCGGACCCGGUUCCUCGUCCAUGUAUCACCAUCAGCCGUCGAUUACGGAUGCACACGUCGCCCAGGCCCGACUGCACAAACAGGGCCAUCGGCCACUGGGACGCACGCAAUCGGCACCGUUACCGCUCGGCCAUCCAAUGUUGGCCGGAGCGAACAGUGUAGCUGCGGCUGCCAUGAUGAACAUUAGUCAGACACACUUUGAGAACAGCGAGGCUGAACGGCAAGCGUACGAGCAGCAUUUGUUGAUGAAGCAAAAGAUACGCCAGACGGCACUAACGCGUGCCGCCAACUGCGUAAACCGGGAACCACAGCUGCGCGAGGAGGUAGAAUCGAACGAGGUGAUCGACCUAACAGAUAAAAAGCAACCACCCAAGACGGUGCUGGCGAGCAGCGUUAUCAAGAGCACCUCCCAAUCGCACUUGCUGAGCCAGCCGCACGAUGAGCUCAGCAGUCAGCAACAGCAGCAGCAACAGCACCUUUCGGAACUGAUACAGCAGCAACACUAUCAUCGCGAGCGCGAACUGUUUAUGCGACGUUCGAUACAGCUAUCGGUGCUGGAGGAUCCCUACACGCAUCAUGCAUCGGGUGCGGGUGGUGCUGCUGCAGUAGCUGCUGCUGCAACGGCUGCGGCAAACCUGCUUAGACCACUUUCGCGCACCUCCUCCAGCCCAUUGGUACACCUGAGCUCGAUGGGAGGUGGAAGCAGUGGUCACCAAACAGCGCAGCAAAGCAUGUUUUCCGACACGGGACAAUCGGGUGCCGGCGGUGAUGAUGAUUUGCCGCCCCCGGUUAAUCUGACCGUGCAGAACCGCAGCCGAUCGUUGCUGAGCUACACGCACGAGGGUCUUGCACCGGCGGCGGCCGGCACCAGCACGGCUGCGGUGGUCGGUUCGGCAGCGGGUUCGUCGUCCACGUGCGGUAGCCCGCCGGGGAUGGCACUGCAACUUACUACCUCCUCGUCCGCAUCGGCAAUAAUCGGAGCGAGUCGUGAGCAAAAAUUACGCACAACCACUACCGGGCUUGCCUUCGACAGCUUGAUGCUCAAGCACGUGUGUGCGUGCGGUGAUAAUGCGAACCAUCCGGAGCAUAGCGGGCGGCUGCAGAGCAUCUGGGCCCGGCUGCUCGGUACCGGGCUGGCGAUACGCUGCGACAAGCUGCGUUCGCGCAAAGCAACGCAGGAGGAGCUGCAGAUGGUGCACACCGAAGGGCACGCGCUGCUGUUCGGCACGAGCCAGCUCAAUCGGCAGAAGGUGGACACGAGUCGGGUCAGCUUUGUGCGGCUUGCUUGCGGCGGUGUUGGUGUCGAUCUGGACACGACCUGGAACGAGCAUCAUACGGCGGCAGCCGCCCGUAUGGCGGCUGGGUGCGUCAUUGACCUAAGCUACAAGGUGGCACGGGGUGAAAAUCGCAACGGGUUCGCGGUGGUACGGCCGCCCGGUCAUCAUGCCGAGGCGGACGCUGCGAUGGGUUUUUGCUUCUUCAAUUCGAUUGCGCUGGCCGCCCGCUUGUUGCGGCACCGGAUGCCGCACGAAAUGCGUCGGGUGCUGAUCGUCGACUGGGAUGUACACCAUGGCAACGGUACGCAGCAAGCGUUCUAUGACGAUGCGUCCGUACUUUACCUGUCCGUGCACCGGCAUGACGAUGGCAAUUUCUUCCCGGGUACGGGUGGACCAGCCGAAUGUGGCGUUGGUACCGGGCUCGGUUACAAUGUGAAUGUCGCCUGGUCGGGUGGUGUCAAUCCACCGCUGGGCGAUGCAGAAUAUUUGGCCGCAUUUCGCACGGUCGUAAUGCCGAUUGCGCGCGACUUUGCACCGGACAUUGUGCUCGUAUCGGCCGGGUUUGAUGCUGCCGUUGGACAUCCGGCACCGCUCGGCGGAUAUGUCGUUUCACCUGCCUGCUUUGGAUAUCUGACGCGUGAAUUGAUGCAGCUCGCCAACGGCAAGAUUGUACUUGCGUUGGAGGGUGGUUAUGAUUUGCCUGCUAUAUGCGAUUCUGCGGAAGAAUGCGUAAGGGCACUGUUAGGUGAAAGCACCUCCUCAAUCGCACCGUCCGAGUUGGCUCGACCGCCGUGCCAGGCGGCAAUCGAGACGCUGCAAAAGACGAUCGCCAUUCAAGUGUCACACUGGCCGUGCGUCAAGCGAUUUGCUCAUACCGUUGGUCUAUCCGCACUCCAGGCGCAUAGCAGCGAACGAGAGGAAUCGGACACUGUUACCGCGAUGGCCGGUCUUUCGAUGCAGUCCCUCAAGAGAACGUCCGAUGUCUCGUGCGAAGAUUCCGAAGAACCGAUGGACCAAGAUGAGUCCAAAUAAUUGUUAAAAAAAUAUAUGUAUACACAUAUAUAUAUAUAUAUAUAUUUGUAUGUUUGUAUGUGUGUGUGUGUGUUGACACACUUAGCGUGAAAAUAACCUGUCGUCAGCCACAAGAACGAUAGGCGAUCGGACGGCACACAACAGAGAGGCGAACGUUUACUUUGUUUGGAAAAGUUACACUUUUCGUACGGGGAGCACUAUGUAUUUUUUUUAAAUUAGUAACCGUUUUAGAGACGUUCAAAAAUGUUGUUGAUUGUUUCUUGUGUGUCGUGUACAUAUCUACCACUACGAUACACAUUGUCAAAGCUACACGUACACAAGCGAGUGGGGAAAAAAAACAUGAGUUGAUGUGAUGUAUAGAUGUAACUCUGUUUUCAGUUAUAUUGCCUGCUCGUGUGCAAUGGUUCGUUACACGAAUAAUGUACUAUGAAGCGCAUUAGCAGCAAACAUUCAAGAUGGCGGCCGAUUGAAAAUUGGCUUAACCGUUGUGGAAUGGUUAAACUAUGAUAUUUUGUGUUUUGUUGUGUCUGGUAACCCUCCUGGUAGUCGAGUUGCAUAUCCUGCAUGGCAGAAUAUGCAUUAAAAAGCUCGCACCAAAAGAAAGGAAGCGUACCAGAAGCAAUUGGUGUUUAAAGGGAUCGUUUUUAUUAAAACGUGUAAUUAUUUAAGGUGGAAUGAAUUUCAUACUUAACGAUUGUGAAAUGCUAGACGUUGUUCUAAGCUGGAACUAAAGCUAAAAUGUUGGUAAACGAUUGUUCUUGGUGGGUUCGUCGAUUAAACAACGUUACACACGAAUUCGCUCAUUUGCAUAUAUGGAUUAUAUGGAUGGAAUAUUCAUAUUUACUAGCGUUAGAAUUAAUUUGUUGAACGCGGGUCCGCAACGGAAACGAUAGAGCAAAAAAAAAUAUACAACAAAACUCAUGAAAAUAGUAAUGUAUAACAACAUACGAAAAAAAGGACACACAAUACAUGUUCGAAACGAAUGCAUAUACAGCCUGAACGUACUUGGAACGAAAUGGGAAAACUUUAUUCAACAAUUUUCCUUUUAUUUUUUCUUGAUUGGACGUACAGAAUACACACGAACACACACACACAUUCAUACACAAGAAAGAAGGACGAAAAAAAGGGAUAAACUUUUAGCGUUUUUUAACGAAUAUCGUUGCUGAAUUUGAACGCGUUGAAAGCUAGAAGUUGAAGCUUUUUUUUGUAACACACACAUACACACACAUACAAACACACUCAGCUGUAAUCAUGCCGCUUCCAGUAGGCUUGAAUGUCGAUAACGCUAUACCCAACAUAUGUGUACACGUUUAAUAGUUCACAUAAAAGUUUAUCCAAGGUUGUCCAUAGUAAAUUACUUUUUUUAUGUUGUCAUUAUCGGUGCAAUAGAAAACAGAAAGCAAAACCACUACAUACCAACGAGACGAGUUGUUGUAUACCAACAGGUUACGAUCUACGAUCAUUCUAGUUAGGUUGUUUGAAAGAUGGUGGAAGCCGGUGGUAUAAUCAUAAUAGAAAAUGGUCUUUCAGUUAGCAUUCAUUCAAGCCACCAUCCCGCUAGCGAGUUCGUACUGUAAACAGUAAACAAUGGACACACAAAUAAAGUAUGUCAAUAACAAACAUAUUUAUGUCCGCUAAUAACAAUGAAACAGUAAAAAUGGUGUAACUUGCUGUUUGCUUUGUAACAGAACAGGGAAACCGUUUAUCUGUCACGAAAGGCAACUCAAAAUUUCGAACUUCACUCGUAGAAAUAGCUAAACGUUCCGCGAAACACUCAGCAAAAGCGAAUGCGAAUGAGAAGCGUGAUGCAGGCCGUCUACUAAACAUACUUGAUCGCUUGUAGUGGCAAACAUAUCCUCCCAAAACUAAUUUAUGCUAUGUUUAGGAAUAAUUUCGUAAAAAAGACAUUUAAAAUCCCUCAAAGACCAUGACAUAAUCUGCAAAACACACACACACAUAUACACGCACACAGACAUGUACACAUACGCACACGAAUAUUUGUAUUUGGAAUUCAUGGUGGUCAAGCGUACGCAGACCUGUGAGAUUCAAGACCGAACAUCUUGGUACUGUUACCGUUUUCGGGUUUUUCGUUUUGUUUCGUUGAAUUUGUUAUUGUUCUGUUCAUCUAAGGAUAGGUUCUCGUUAACAAUCGAACUUUCUCGUCUGUUAAUAAAAAAAAACAGCACGCAUAAUUAUAUGGCAAUAAUAUCAUGUGAGGUACUUUUAGAAUUAUGUUUUCGCCGAUGGAUGGAUAGCGUGUUUGGUAGAUGUGAGUUAAUGUUAUCCUACUGCUCUUGCUACCAAAACAACCUCUGCUGCUGUUUUGCAACGGCUUUAGGCUAUUGAUGAUGAUGGUGAUAUGGAUUUACAAAACCCAUAAAUACCUGGUAUAUGGUAUAACUUGACUAUAAAUUUACUAUGGUAUACUAUGGCAUACUAUGGAAAACAAAACUUAAAAAGUGCACCAAACAAGUCACGCAAAUAUUCCGUCUAAAUUAUUAACUCUUAAGCUUUGUAAUAGUUGUACAAUUUUUUAACUCGUAAAAAAAAAAUUGAAACAAAACAAAACGAGGUAACGACGAGAAAGAGGUUAGCCGCCGGCAAAUGUAUCAGAAAAUUGUUUGAUGUUAGAUAUUCAGGCGCGCUCGUGUGUGUGUGUGUGUUUGUGUGUUUGUGGCAAGCAUUAAUAGAAGCAUCGAAAAAAAAACUGCAGCGACAGGACUAAGGGUGCCAAGGAUAUUUUUUGGGUUAGUUUUGUUUUUUUUGGUAAUUUAAAAAACAAAAACACAAAAUUGUUACGAGAGAAUUCAAAAGAGAGAAAAAGCAGUUUAAAGAAACGAAAAGAAAUAUCACUUGUGUCAGUAAAUAGCAAGCAAAUAUGAGGGAAUAGUGUUAUUAACAAACCUACCAUGUGUGUGUGUUUGUGUGUGUGUGUAUGCGUGUGUGUGUGUCUAGUUGUUGCUCACUGUUACAUGUGCUGCUUUUAUGGGCUAUUUGUAACAGGAACCACCCAUUAGUUAGCGGCUCCUGUUUUUGUUUCUAUUGCUUUGCUUUAGUUCUUAUUAAGGAUAUUAACUUAAUUGCUCAAUCGUAUUUCCCGUAACGCUCCAGCAAGAUGAAGCCACUUAGACUACUACCAUAACAUUGUGAUGUGCACAACUAGUGUUUCCUAACAGCCACAUAUACACGCACUCCGCUUUUCAUUCACACACAUACAUGCGCGCGCACACACACACACACAUAUACAUGUGCUAGGCAGAGGAGAGGAGAGUAGGUGUUUGUGCGGUUUUUGGUUGGGUUGCGAUUACAAAGCUAACCUUCAACGUUUUAACAGUGGAUAAGAUUUUGCCACAAAACGAAAAUGCGUCCCUCCUACGUUCUUCUUGCUCCCUCCCGGAAGGCCGUUCGAUUAGUGUUAAACCUCAACGUAUGGUCCAUCCAUUGUUGUGUGCCCAUUGUCUAUGUUCUACCUCUAAGUAGAAGAAUUUCACUACAAAUACAAAAUACACCCUACCACAGCAUAUAGAUAGAAAAAAAACAAAAGAGAGAGAGAGAGAGAGAGAAAAAAAACAAACAUAUUAAGAGCGAAACGUGAAAAAGUGAUAUAAUAGUAUCAGGUAACAAAACGUGUAACGUAGCAAAAAAAAAAACAAGGAAAAACAUACACCGUGUAUAUUUUGGGUGGAAAAAGAAAACGAUAGAGAUAUAUGAAUAGUUCUAAUAACACGGUGCGCGGUUAUACGUAACCACCCACUUCUACGAAGCGGAUAGGGUCCUGACGUUAACGAGGCCAUUUUAUUUUGUGUAUGUGAUGAUAUCAGUAACAAGGAUCAAUUUAUUUUUCCUCCCCCCUCAUCAUCGCAAACUGUUCUAACUAGACGUUACUGUACGUGUUGUCUGUGUGCAUAUGUGUGGUAUUUCUGUUACAAAAUCAUCAAACCAUUGUGUAUAUUUACAAACGUAAACAAACCAAAACACAAACUGCGCAAAAACGAUCUACUGUGGCAAGGAUCUACAGAAAAGUAAGAAGAUGAAACAUUAUUUAAUGCAAAAGAAGAUGCUGAAAGAGUUUUUAUAAGAAAUGUGGUUAAACUGAUAAAAUGAUAUCUCCACACACACACACACACAACGUACAAUUGUCUGUGUUACAGUGAGUUCUCCUUUGGAAUGUCAUAUUGGGCGAGAAGAAGAAGAAAAACAAAAGAAACAAUUUUAUUCAAUUUUGACAAAAAGGAAAUUGAUAUCGUUCCUUUAGCAGAAACCGAUUUGACUAAACGACUUAUAGGAUCAUCUCUCUUAUUGCAUUAGAGUCUGCAUUUGUUACACGUCUGUGGUUGGUCCUUUUUCUGACGUGGUGUUGGUGAUUAGAAGGAAUGUUUUAUACAAACUUGCUUAUGACAUUCUCACUAGUAAGGGGAACUCACUGUAGACAGAUAAGUCAGUUUAACCAUGCUUGGGAAAUAAAAUCCUGUUGCAACGAACACACACACACACGCGCACACACAUAGAUAACACAGAUCGUCACCAAAAAAACAAAAAAACGAAAUGAUAAAAAAAACCGGUACGUUAGGAGUUAGCUAAUUGGAAAUAUGAAACACACGUAAAUGCUUUUAAAUCAAUUUAUUUUUUAUUGGAGGAAAAAGAAAACAAAAGAACACUUCUGUUAUGAAAAUCCAAGAAUAGUUAAAGUAAAAACAAAACAAAAAUGCACACACACACACACAUUAUACGAAAAGUGAGGGAAAAUAUUUUAGAGAAUGUCUGUGUUUUUGCGUCUAGCUGGACACAAUCGUGUAAGGAAUUAAAUCAAAAAAACAUAAAAAAAAA
Messenger RNA from Anopheles funestus (African malaria mosquito), 11801 nucleotides. It is a transcript of the gene HDAC4, whose product is annotated as histone deacetylase 4. NCBI's taxonomy places the organism in Eukaryota, Metazoa, Arthropoda, Insecta, Diptera, Culicidae. Gene Ontology annotation, molecular function: histone deacetylase activity. Gene Ontology annotation, biological process: chromatin organization; negative regulation of transcription by RNA polymerase II. Gene Ontology annotation, cellular component: histone deacetylase complex. The transcript is spliced from 12 exons. The record is from RefSeq and is a predicted model, not a curated record. The coding region runs from base 3492 to 6974 and encodes 1160 amino acids.